GAUGUGUCCCUAAGCAACGAGUUUGUUUAAGCUACCGACAUCACAAGUGUAAACAGUACGAGUGUGUGACAUCUCGUGGUGAUUGUAACGAGCUCCCCGUCUCAUUAGUGUGUGAUACAGAAAACACUGAGCAUAAGAAUAUGUGUUGGUUGUUAAAAAAGGGCAAGGUUAUGGCUUAUCAUGGAAGGUGUUUGGACCAUUGCAGUAGUUGGGGUUCAGUGUGUGGACACAGUGGACAGACAUAUCCGAGUGAAUGUGCAGCUUUAGCUGAUCGCUCUACGGUAGACUAUACUGGUCCUUGCGUAGCCGUUGGAACAUUCCUACGAAUUGAAAAUACUAGAAGUUUCGGGUGUAGCGGUGUGCGUUGUCCUCCAUUGCCAUCACCACACUGUUCUAAUGCUAUACCACCAGGGGCUUGCUGUCCUGUCUGUGGAGCGGUUGUAACGUUUCUUUUUAGCCGACACCAGGCGGACAUGAUCGCCAGCGCCGUGCAAGAUGUUGACCCCGUUGUUGUGCAGACCAUCGCCGAGAAACUACGAGAUUAUGUGAAAGUAACAGAGUGUGAUGUCUUCUCCUAUCUUAGCCUAGAGUCUGAAGUGGUUGUCAUAGUAAACCCAAUUAUCUCAACUCCCACCCCUCUUCAAGUUAAAGCCUGUGUGAGAGAGGCUAAAAAAAUCAAGACUUUGGUAGAAAUGAGCAGUCCUGCCAUCUUAACUGACCUCUCUCUAUCUCUUUUUCUUGCUGCAUCUCUGGAAAGUCCUCUUACGGAGAGAGUUACAUCUAGUGCUCCAGCACCUGCUCCUGUUAUCGUUCCUGGUUUCACACUAGUCAUCCUGUUUUUUUGGUCACUAUUAGAAAAAAGGCUGCUGUCCUGACAGCUGCCAAACCAACACGGGUAUCAAUGACUUGUGAUCCUCUUGGAAAGUGGAGUUUUACACUUUGUCAAAAGAAGAAGUAAUCAGUGAUUAUUUUCUUAAGGGAGAUAUCGGUAAGAAAAAGAGUAAACUCGCAAUAACUUCUAAGUAAAUAUGUCUGCAUAUGUGAUCUGUAUUUAUAGGUAACUGAGAACAACCUCGAAUGAUUUCAAUUUAAACAAGGUAGAUUGAUUUCGUUUACGUCCAAGUUGACAACUUGCCAUCUUUUUGCACAACUUAACCGCACCAAUUCGAGAACUGAGGUACACACACACAUAUAUGUAUAAGUAAUUAAUAAUGACAUUCAGAUUUGUGAAACUGUUUUUAGUUGAUUGGUUUCGAUUUGUGUCACCAGUUACACGUGCUUAAUAAUAAUUUUUUUUUUCUUCGUGGCUGUUUUUCUACCAAUUUGAUAUAUAUUCUUACUAAGUACUCAAACAUAAUAUCAAUUAAGAUUGUUAUUCUAAAUUAAUAUCUUCUUAAUAUUUCUCUAUACCGUUGGAUAAAACGAAUCAAGAUUUAUUCUUUUGAUAAACUUUCUUUUUAAGAACUGAGUCAGUUAACUGCUCUUAAUAUUUAUUCCGGAUGAUUUUCUGAAGAACAUAUUUACUAAGGUUAUUUGAGAUAAUGGUGUUUUUAAAUAUUUUUGUGACAUUAUUUUAAAUAGUAUUUCUAAAGUCAAUUUAGGAUUCAUUUCAGAUGCUAAUAUUAAACAUAUUCAAGUACAUAAUAUCAGAUCCAGAUGUGGUCGAGUAGUGAACGGUCCAGCUGCCGCAAAAUCACUCUCCGCAUAUUUGAGCUGUAGGUGCGUUAUAAAGGUGACUAUCAAAUCCCAUUAAUCGUGUAGAAUAUGCCAAGAGUUAUCGGUGAGUGCUGUUGACUAACUAGCUGCCUUUCCUCUAGUCUGUCAGAUGACUAACGUAGAUAGGCCUUGUGUAGCUUUGUGCAAAUAUCCGAAAAAAAUAUGUUCAAGCACUAUUAUUAAAACAUAUUCAAGUAUCUAAUCUUAAACUAUUGUAAAACACAUUGAACCUCAUAAUUUUAAACAUUAUUAUCAAAUAUGUUCAAUCGUUCAUGUACAUAAAAGAUUCCGAUACUUUUACUAUACGUUGUUAAAACUAUUCCAACAUUUUGGAACAUGUUUAAGUGUAUUGUUUACGGCUACUGUGUCGACAAAAGAUAAUGAAGUACGUUAUUUAAAACUCAAUAGCUUUAAUUAAAGUUUUACUUGAACGUUGAAUCAUCAGACUUGUUUUACUAGUCACGAUGUACUGUGAUUAGUUUUGUACAAAAAAAAAGUUCAGUUACAUCCAGUUAUCUUUAGUGAAUUGACAUUAAUAAUUAAAGAAUUAUCUACGAACUAGUUAACGACGAAUGAGUAAUAUUUUUUCUUUACUCUAAAGGUCUGUAAAUGCAAAUUAUCAUUAGGAACUAGAGGAAGACGUUUUUCUUAAAUAUUUGAAAUAUUAAUGUUUUGAAAACUAAUACGAGUAAACGGAAUUCUAACUUGCAUCGUAAGUUGACAGAUCGUAUUGUAAACCAAUAUACUUCCCCGGUGGAUCAGCUAAAAUUCGGGUUUCGUUACCAGCGGUGAACAGAGCACAGAUAGCCCAUUGUGUAGCUUUGUGUUUAAUAAUAAAUAUAGAAAACAAACCAGCCGAUGUAGAGUAUCUGAUACCUUAGGACCUAUCUCGUAGUCUAUCAAAUCUUGUUACAAACAGAGAUAAGAUAGCUGCACUUUAGAUCCUAUCUUAUAGUCUAUCAAAUCUUGUUACAAACAGAGAUAAGAUAGCUAGCACUUUAGAUCCUAUCUUAUAGUCUAUCAAAUCUUGUUACAAACAGAGAUAAGAUAGCUGGCACUUUAGAUCCUAUCUCCUAGUCUACGAAACCUUCUUAAAAAUUGAUAUAAGGUAGCCGGUACUUUAGAUCCUGUCUCAUAGUCUACCGAACCUACUUACAAAUUGAUAUAAGGUAGCCAGUACUUUAUAUCCUAUCUCAUAGUCUACCGAACCUACUUACAAAUUGAUAUAAGGUAGCCGGUACUUUAGAUCCUAUCUUAUAGUUUACUAAAUCUUGUUACAAAGUGACACAAGGUAGUUGGUACUUUAGAUCCUAUUUGGUAGUCUACUAAAUCUUUUUACAACCUAAGAUAAAGUACCUGGUACUCUAUAUCCUCUCUUGUAGCCUACUAAAUUUAUUUUUUUUAAAUAUGCUCUAUGGUAAAACAGUACUCUGACUCUAAGAACUUUGUUUUUAAUAUUUGCUUGUAAACUCCAUAUAAUAAUUAUUUUUUAACGUGGAGUGAAAACAUUUUGCAACUGUACGUUUCUAUAGAAAAGUAUUUACUUGAUUCAGGAAUCAUCAUUUGAACGUUUUACAACGUUGUAACGUAUAAUUAUGAUGUAUAUAUUUUAUUUUAGAGCUGCAUCAAUUUUGUAAAGUUUGCAUGACUCGUUUAACGCAUGUGUUUUAGUGUAUAUUUUUAUUUAUUAUAAAAUAUUAAAUUUAAGAUCUGAAUAUUUUCUUUUAAAGGUUAUUCUAAAAUUCAGAGAGUAUUGUAGAAAACUAAUUCCAUUAUAAUAUAUUUUAAGUGCCCUCCCGAUGGCUCAGCGUUAAGCUUCGAGGGUUAUAUAAACGCUAUAAUUCGGGAAUCGAUCUCUACGUCGGACACACCACAGCUAGCCGAUUAUGCUGUUUUGCGCUAAAAAACACCCCUAAAAAUAGCGUUUUACAUACCGAAUUUUAAUUAUAUUAGUUAAAACACCCCCUUCAGUCAUAACUAAAUAUUUCAAAUAUUUUCUCUUUUAAUUUUGUAUAUACAUUUCAUUAUUAUGGGUUAGUGUUUGAAUAGGAAAUAAAAACGUGAGCAAAAAAUGUUAAAGAUAUGUGUUUUGGAAUUUUGUUUUCUUCUCUAAGCCUAUUGUACUCCUUACUUUGUUUUUUGUAGAAAAAAAUCGAACUCGUAUUGUAUCUUACCUGUCAUUGGCAGAAAUAACAUUUACAUAGAAGUGUGUUCAACGAUAGCAUUAAGUUAAUUCUUUAAAUUAAGAAGGAAACUUUUUUCCAAAAAUACAAACGUCUUGGUGCGUUAUUUUUCUUUCAGUAGUUUCUCAAAUGCAACAUCUAUUGCGUACUUUAUUGUGUAGUAAAAUGUGUUGUAUUUGACUUUAAUAACCGUGUUUUAAAACAGUAAAUGCCUCGGUUAUAAAAAUAAAUAUUUUGUCAUGCGAGAUAUCUGUCAAUGGAAGUUGGCAUCUUAUAACACUUCAUUAUACUGAGAAUAAAGCUCGCAUGAAUAAACGAUGUUGGAUUCGUAUUGUUACCGUUAAAAAAAAAUUGUGUAUAAAAGUAAAGACCCAAAGAAAAUUUGUCAGUGUUUUAUGUAUUUAAGAACUAGAUAUUCUCGUCGUGAAAAAACAAAAACUUGCAAAUCUUGAAGUUUUAAUUAGUGAAUGUUGUUUAUUUUGUCUCUCGUACUUUGUAAAUGUUCAGUGUUAAAAGUAAAAAGAUACUGAAAUGUAGUGGCUUUCUAAUAUCACGUACACUAGUUGCUUGUUAAGUAAUUAUUUAGCUCUGACUUGAAAACAAGAUUAAUAAGUUUCUUUCAUGUUUUUUUUUUUUCUCAGGGCGAUAGUGUUUAAUAAGAUUUGUCUAACAAUAAAAAACUACAUUGUUGAAAAAAAAACUGCGUACCGCUGCAGAAAAGUACCAGAUUAUUUCCCAAAGUUCCCUAAAAAACUACAUUGUUGAAAAAAACUGCGUGCCGUUGCAGAAAAGUACCAGAUUAUUUCCCAAAGUUCCCUAAAAACUACAUUGUUGAAAAAAACUGCGUACCGCUGCAGAAAAGUACCGGAUUAUUUCCCAAAGUUCCCUAAAAACUACAAAAAAUGUUCAGUUCUUUAAAUGAGGCCCCUUAAAAUAAGGAACUUUAGAAAAAAAAAGUUCCCGAAAAAGUUAUACCGAUACAUUUUCCUUAGUUUCACAGGUUUUUAUGCAGUGUAUAAGAAGACUUUUUAUUAGAAUUAAUUAUUUCAACAAAACUUGUAGUUAGUUGUUUUGUUUUUGGUUUUAGUCACUAA
Limulus polyphemus (Atlantic horseshoe crab) is the source of this 4993-nucleotide messenger RNA. Its product is annotated as reversion-inducing cysteine-rich protein with Kazal motifs-like. Lineage: Eukaryota; Metazoa; Arthropoda; Merostomata; Xiphosura; Limulidae. The record is from RefSeq and is a predicted model, not a curated record. Gene Ontology annotation, cellular component: plasma membrane. Gene Ontology annotation, molecular function: metalloendopeptidase inhibitor activity; protein binding. Gene Ontology annotation, biological process: extracellular matrix organization. The coding region runs from base 141 to 875 and encodes 244 amino acids. The transcript is spliced from 5 exons.